AGAGUGUAAUUUCGUGUUACAAAUGUUGGGGCACACAGGGUGGCGCGAGGUGUUUUUCCUGCUUAUUUACCUUGGGGAUAGGUCAGGCGAGGUCAAACACUGUGUGGCAGGAUGGGGGAGCCACGAAGGUGUUGGCUGCGGUGGCAUAACUACAGUGAUUCGGUGACCUCAGCACUUGAAUCUCUGCGUUAUGAUGAAGACUUUCUAGAUGUAACUGUGGCUUGUGAAGGACGCACCAUCCGUGCUCAUAAAUUGGUGUUGUCUGCUUGCAGUUCAUACUUUCGGAAAGUGCUGAAGGAUCAUCCAUGUGACCAUCCUAUUAUUAUAUUAGAUGGAUUAGGAUGGAGGGAGGUGGUGGCAUUACUGCAUUUUAUGUAUUGUGGAGAGGUGGUCGUGGAGGAGGAUCACCUUCCAAACCUCUUGAAUGCUGCCUCAAAUCUCAAUGUCACUGGAUUAACACAUGUCACCUCUGCCCUAGCCAGCACCCAGGUAUGCAGUGACAAGGAAAAUGAAAAGAGACCAGUGAACCUUUUAGAGAAGAAUGAUAAAGACAUCAAAAUUACAAGAGUAAAAAUGGUAAAUGGAGAAUGUCAUGUCAAAGAUGAAAUAGAGGAUUUUGAAGAGGUAGAGUCUAUUAUGGAAGCUGUGAAUUCAAGCCGGCUUGAAAAUGGGGAUUCUGAUUCUCUCAAAACUCCUUUAUCAAUAUCCUUGACUAAAUCAGUUGAAAGUGUUAUGCCGUCAAAUUUACUGGAUGACACACCAUCUUUAGAAGCCACACCAUCUUUAGAAGCAGUGAGUUAUGCAACCUUUUUGGCAGCUGGAGGCAUCAUUCCUGUCAGCAGUGGCAAGCCUAGCACUACAAUACUACUCACCUCAGGGUUGGGCAGUACAACUAUUAAUGAAGGCACCAUAAACAUGGAGAAAAUGGUGCAACUUCUUCCCUCUCUACCAACCACAGGCACACUGCCAACCACAGUUGCUCCAGUAACAAGUAGCACAACACCCACCACAGCAACAGGCACAACUCUCAGUACAACUAAUAUUGUUACCACUGGCUCUGGCCAGCCAUAUAUUCAUCCAUCACUUGUGUCGGUGAAGGAGGUGCAGGCUACACUGGAGCAAUAUCAGCGGAAGCUUGCAUUCCAUGAACCUCGACCUUGCCCCACUUGCAGGAGAAUGUACCGGGAUGCUGCAACUUUACGUACUCACAUGGCUAUUAUGCAUGCUGAGGGUAAAGAACCUUUUUCCUGUACCUGUGGGGCUCUCUUUCGUACCAAGUAUGACAUGUACCAACAUAAGAAAAAUGGUCAUCGGUAACUGAUUAACUGAUGUACCAGACCAAAGAAAAAGCUCCAUGAAGAGAAAGGUAGCAUCACCCAGCAAAAUCAUCUAAUCUUUUGUACUUCCACAACUGAGUAGUGUUUUGUAUCACCAAAGAUGUUAAUGAAGACGAAGUUACCAACUACAAUUUGGCACAAAACUAGAAUAUUUAAGAAUCUUUGUCAUAUGAUUUUAUGCUUAGCUCAAGUGUUUAAGGGAUCCAUAGAGUUUCUUAUAAGUGGGCACAGCAUGAGUUGUAAUUUGUUUGACAAAGACUGUGCAUUCACUGUUAGGUGCUUUGGAAGUGUGGUAGUUGACACAGUUUGUGUUUGGGAUAAGUGAUACUUGGCUAAGAGCCCUUUUGAUAAUUUAUUUCUCUCUCUGUUUCUCUCUUAAUUUUUGUUAUCUAAUCACAUUUAACUAAUAUGAGAAUUGGAUCUUGCUCAAGUUAUUCCAAACUAAAUGUAGCUUUUAGACUGUCCGGUGUAUUACCCUGUGAACUUGUUUAUACCUGUAUUGUCCCGCUGCCAUCUGGUGUUGCUCAACACAUCCACAGCUAUGGAAAAAACGCUGCUCUUUAGCAGCUUCACAAACCUUUAUACUGUUGAUGUCUGGUGCUGUACAUGAAACUUUUCUUUGUGCUUCAACAAAAUUGGUUGAAUUGAAAAGUUUGUGUGUGAACAUAGAGUAGUUUUUUAAAGUUUGUGUGUGUGCAUGUGUGUGUUAUAGUCAGAGGGAAGGGACUGGGAGAUACUUUCACUUUAAAUUUGGGUGCAAAUAAAUUAUUAAUACUGUACAAGAAGGCCCCACUUAUAUGGUGAAUUAGGUUCUGGACUCUAGCCGAAAAGCGAAAAUUGUCAAGAAGUGGAACAUAGCAUUUUUUCAUUUUCAAAUGCAUAUAAAAGCCUGAUAAUGUGUUUACACUAUCACAUAUAAAGUGCACAAUAGAGCUAGGCCAUCAAUAAAAAAUAAAUCUAAUGAAUGUACAGUACACACAUUACUUAAAAUAUUUUUGACCAACAAACAAAUGGAUUUGGCAGUAACACAGCACAUAUUGGCACUGCUGUUUUGAGCACUGCCUGCUGAUAAAACUAUUCUAAACUGAUUUUAUUAUGAAGAGAAAUACUAUAAUAUAACUUAAUUUCCCCCCCCCCCCUCCCAGGAAAAAAAUAGUUAAGUUGCGGACAUUGAAUAUUUGCCCUUUGCCUCCCCCCCCCCCUUCCCCACAUUUAUUGUUGAAUAUUUAUUAUGAAAAUUGUGUCAUUCUGUUCAUUAUUAACAACGUGCCGUCAGUAAAUAGGUAAAUAACUUGAUUUUGAGGUCAUCAUCUUUCAACAAACCAGCUGUAUCCCACUGAGGCAGGGUGGCCCAAAAAGAAAAAUGAGAGUUUCUCUUUUUAAAUUUAGUAAUUUAUACAGGAGAAUGGGUUACUAGCCCCUUGCACCUGGCAUUUUAGUUGCCUCUUACAACACGCAUGGCUUACGGAGGAAGAUUUCUGUUCCACUUCCCCAUGGAGAUAAGAGGAAGUAAACAAGAACUAGUAAGAAAAUAGAAGAAAACCCAGAGGGCUGUGUAUAUGCAUGCUUGUACAUGCAUGCUUGUACAUGCAAGUGUAGUGGGACCUAAGCGUAAGUAGAAGUAGCAAGAUGUGCCUGAAACCUUCCAUGUGUAUGAGACAGAGAAAAGACACUAACAUUCCUACCAUCAUAUAAAACAAGUACAGUCUUCCGUUUUACAUUUGAUUGGCAGGACGGUAGUUGAUUUUGAGAUAUUCAAGGAAAAUGUGGUGAAGCAGAUUAUUUGGGAGCAAAUAUAAUUAUUAUUUUAAGCUUUGAGGUCAAGUGAUGCUAUGUAUGAGUUCAGGCAUACGAAAGGAAUGUUUUCUGCAGUUACUCCCAGUAAUGUACACAGUUUCUCUGGUGGUCAAGGACUAGAGAGAGCCUCUUAUUAUAUUUUUUUAUGAACUCCUUUACAACAACAAAAAAAAAAGGAACAAGCGUCGAACAUAAUGAACAUUGGGUAUAAAUGAAAACCGCCAGAUAAGCAGAACGCCAUGAAGUGGGGCCCUCCUGUACAUCCUUUGUAUUGUUUUGCAUACAUUGAAUGCAAUAUACAGUGUAGAGUAAUGUAUGUAUCUUGUAUGAUUUAACUGUAAUAAUGUAUAUGAAGAUACCAUUGAAGAAGGUAGUUUUUAUCUUUAAUAUUGGUUAGCAUAUUUAAGGCUAAUCUCUUAAGGCCAGCCUUAAAGUGAGCUUCAAUACUAACAUAUUUAUAAUAUUUAUUUAAACUUUUUUAUUAUUAUUCUUUUUGUCAUGAUUGAAAUGGUAUGUAGGUACCAGUAACUUUGAUCUCAAAUACUUGGAAAAUUCGGCUUAUUUAAGCACUUGCUUGGUGCAAUGACAUAUACACUAUAACAGUAAAAUUAGGAAUGCAAGAUUAAUUGAUAAAAACCUGGCAAUUUUAUUUGGUUAUGACCAUUAUAUGCUGACCAUGAUAAUUGUUAUUCCUUUCAUGACUUUGGAUAAUCCAGUGUGUAAUUUUCUUUCAUUUAGAGAACUGGUUAAUGUAUUGAGCAUUACUAAAUUCAGACUCCUUUUAAUCUACUUUUGUGAGUAUACAUAUUUUGUUUUAUGAAUUUUCAUUGUAGUUUUUGUAAAGAUGAAACAAAGUUUUGUUUGUGCCAGUAAGGUGAUAAGGGUGGCAUUUACAUUAGUUAACAAGUCAUACCAUAUAUAUAUUGAUCAUUGGCAAGACAAGGUUGUGUUACGAUAUUCUUAGGGCGCAGGAGUUACCACCAAAUAGUUUUAGUGUUGCACAUGUAUUGAGUUUUUUGUUUUCUUGUUACCAAAUAAUGGUAUGAAUAUUUUUUUUUUUUUUUGUAUAUCUGUUGACUUUAGUGUAAGAGUUUUUAUGAGACAGUGGAUAACCACAUUUUAAACUUAAGCCAAGUAUAGACAGAUUUAGUGAAACAGAAGUUAAUGAAGAAUUAAAUAGAUAACUUUUCUUAUAACUUUCAUGAUUACAUUUUUAAAGCAAAGAAUAGUUCAGUUUACAGGGAUUUUUGUGAACAUUUAGUUUUAACAUUUUGAGGCAAGGCUACCAGGUUCAUGGCAUUGCAAAUUGAAAUACAUCAGCAAUAGAUUCUUGAGAUUGAAAAUAUAUUUUUUCCAUUCUUAGCCAGCUUUCUCCAGUCAUUGCAAAUAUAAUAAGCGGAGUAAUAGUUUAAAUUAAGUGAAGGGAAGGAGAAGAGAAAAAAUUUGCAGUAUCAGUACAAAAAUUUAAUGGUAUUGAUGUGGGGAAAGUGUUAAAAAUUAGGAUUAGUAGCAUAUAUAAAAUGACAAAGUAGCACACUGAAGGAUUUAGGGAAAGGUGUUAAAAAUUGGGAAUAAAUAUAGAGGGUAUACAUAAGAUAAAGGAACAUCGAAAAAUUAUGUAUUGGGGAAACACUUCAUUUAGGCUCGUGCUCACUACAGGAUGUGUAGUAAAUAUGGCAUUUGUGUCCUGUAGUUCAAAAAUUAUUCUGAUUUUAGAUUGUGCAGUGGGUACUGUAUUUAGUUGAUCCAUCAACCCCUUGACUGUCGCAACCCCCAAUCCUGAGGUGUCUCCUAGUGUUGCAAAAUUUAAAAAAAAAAAAAUAUGUUUUCUUAUGAAUUGAUGAUGAAUCUUUUCCCGAUUGUAAUGACACCAAAAAUUUGAUGGAAAACUGACGGAAUUACACUCUCGCGAAGUUAGCGACCUCGGCGAUAUUUACAAAUCGGCGAUUUCGCCCAAUUUGAGCCCUAUUUUCGGCUAAUUUCAUUGUUCCAGUCGACCAAACUUGUAGCUGUUUCUUUAGAACUCCAUUUUUUCUAUCGAUUGAGUACAAGAAACUGCCCAUUUACCAAUGUCAACUACCCAAUAACGUGGUCAGAAAUUUGCAAUUUGGCCAAUUUCAUGAAAAAUAAAAAAUAUGACAAUUUCAAAAUAAGGUCCAGAAUGAACAAUGCAGACAUUCCUGGUUCUAAAAUAACAUUUUCUUUGUUCAUCAGUCACAUCUCAAGGCCUGUCUGAUAUUACUCUUACUUUCUAUUUUGAAUUUUUAUUCAAACAAAAAAUAGAAGAUUUACUGUUAUGCAGACUACUGCAAUAUUGUAAUAAUUGUACAAAUAAUGUCAACCCAUUCAUGACUGCAUAUUAGAAUGCCUAGUUGGACAUUUAUUGGACAAUGACAUCAUUUGUUUACUUUUGAACAUUUGCAAAAAUCAAACAUUUCCCCUACUUUGAGCUCCAUUUCCAGGUUCUUUUUAUUGUAAAAUCAAUCAAAAUCACCUCUAUUUCUAUAAUAUGUUUUCCAUUCUAUCAAAUGAGACCAAGAAAACGAGAAUACAACCAUAAAUACUAUACGAAAAUAGUCCACAAAGUCGGCAUUUUAAUUUUUCUCAUUAUGCACUGCGUGCUCCAGGAUUUUUUUUAAUAUAGUGCACACUGACCACACAGACCCAUUCUCUCACAUGUGGGUCUACCAGCUUUCUCCUGCUUGAUUUGAAGCCGCUAGAAUUUAUGAGUAUGUAUACGUCAAACACGGUACCUCGUAAGACGUAUAUAUACGACCGAAACAGUCAAAGGAUUAAAUUCUUUGGAUUACCUGAAGAUUUCAUCUUUCCCUCCACCCUUUGAGGGAAGUACCUUGAUGCUGGUGAAGGGCUCUUGAUCCAAGAAAUUUGAGCUACCUUCCCUUUCUUCAGAUUAAACUUGAUAACCUUCCAUUUCCCAGGAGCUGUAUAAUCCAUAUGGGUUUAGUACCUUCCCAUCAUUAUAGUGGUAGUAGUGUUUCUUCAGUUUAAAAUAAGAUUCUUAGACAGGCUAAGUACAUUAAUGAAUUAUAUUUUUUAAUAGCAAAGUUUGGUUACUGUAUUACCUUUGGUGAAAAAUAAGCAGUUGCAUAAUAAUAUUUCCCAUUUUCCUGGGGAAGGUGAGGAAGAAAUCUUCAGAUGGUGUACUUCAUUUAUUCUUGUGUUAGUGUUUUUUUUUUUUUUUAUGCUAGGCAGCAGUCUGAAGAACAAGCUGUUUUUUGUUAGUAAUUAUGUUUGCUCUUGCAUAAUGUAGCAUAUAACUGAGGAUUCUUAGCUCAAGUUUAUUGCAGUGUCAUGACUGAGUAGUUCUCGUCCAGCAAGUUGGUUGUCUCUAUAAAUUGUUAUCAGCUGAACAGUUAAACAGUUACCUUUUAAGCCCAUAACUUUUAGUUAUUUACAUACUGUUCAAUUAUAUAAUUUUAUACUGAUAAUGAUUAUCCCAUUCUUCUGUGUCUUGCACUUCAAAUGUAUGUGUGCGUGCGCUCGUGCAGUACUUCCUAGCUUUGAUUUUUUUACUUAAAUAGUUUUAAAGAGAAACUAUAUACUGAACCUCUUGCAAACAAAAAUUCAGUAUAAAUAGUGAGGUGUAAAGAUAGAUUAACAGAACAUGAGGUGCACAAGAGGUCAAUUUGUUAAAAAAUAAGAGAAGAUAACUUGUGAAAAGUAGGUGGAAUACCCUGUUAUCUGGUGCAAUAUAAACGUCCAAACUCUAAAUAUUCUAAGCUGUGUUGAUAGCUUGUGUAAAUAAUUAUGAAUUAAGUUUUUAAUUGCUAGUGAAUAUUAAAAUUAAAAUUUGUAAGAUGCCAUACCUAUUCUCUGCCUAAUGCAUAUUUCUCCUGCCUUGAUAUUUUACGAACUGUUUUAAAACCUAUCAUUGCUUAAUUGUUGUGAUAAGCAGAUCCCAACAGCCUCUCAUAGUCUGAACAUCUCCCUUUCCUCUCUCCUUAGGGAUCACUUUCUGACUGGCUCUUCUUCCUUGCACUAGGGUAGCUUGGAAGAUAUCUACAGAGUCUGCAUUUGUUCUUCACCUCUAUGAUUUCCUAAUGCUGACACCUUUUUUAUUUGAUCUGCCCUCAAGACUUGUGGCAUUUAUAAGCACACAAGGAUUAUACUCAAAUAGACUUCAUUAUCAGAGGGCGUGUCCUACACAGGCAUCCUAUGAAGCAGCUCAUUUGCUGUGUCUCUGAAGUAGUCUGGGGCUGAGUUCUUGAGCCAUAGAAGCACUAAAUGUCAUCUACACCUAAAACCAUUGUUGGGAUUUACCAAGAGGGCUUUACUCUUCUACUCCUCAGUUCAACCCCUCAAGACAUCUAUUGGGUACCUCAUAAUGGGCAGGGUUGGCAGGGCCCCCAGGCUUUAGUUUUGGAUCUUGGGGCUGUGUUGUACGAGGGCAAAAGCAGUCAGCAGUGUAACUAUCAACAUAGUGAUCCUGCUGACUUCCUCUCUGAGUUCUGGGCUGUGUAUCCAGUUACUAAUGUAUCAGUGCUACUCUCUUCCUCUGAAGAGCUUUCCUGGUUUUGUUUCCUAGAGGUUCUGUGGCUCUGUUAUGCCUGUCUGUAUCAUGUCAUUUUUGCCUUCAUUGAUGCUAUUUCUGCAAAUCAGUGUAAUUAAGCAUUGGUCAAGUUGUCAAGCAAUGGUGGUUUUGUACUCUGUGUUAGCUGGGGCCCUCCUAAAGCAUCUUUUCUGUUAUAUCUUUCGUGUUUUAAAGGAUCAAUACUCUAGUGGCCCAGUUUCUGACCAGGUUUCUUCAAUUGGAAGUGGAUAUAUUACAGGAAAAGGAACUACAGUAUUAAUAAACACACAGGAAAGUAAAGUGUAUACCAAAUUUAGCUUAAACUUUCUAAGAUUUAUCUGCUACCUUACAUGUUCAUGACAGAAAAAGGACCUGCAAUCCUGCCAGAAUGCAAAACAAUUAACAGCCUUCACUUUCACUCUAAUGACAUGACAGUAGUACCACCCUGGGUGGUUUCUACCUACCAGUUUACUACCUGCUCAUCUUUAAAUUUAAACAGAAUAUUCUCUUCUGGGCAAGAACGGCAGAAGCAUUCUUCACAGCACGCCCCUCUUGCUUGGAUGGUGCCUUUUGAGAUGAAGCCUUAUUUCUUCUAGUUUCCUGUGUGUACCCUUCUCUGAGACUACCCUCUCAUUCCCUGCAGGUCCAGACAUUGUCUAGCUCAGGGAAGGAUCCCUGCAAUUCAUUGUCCUGAUCCAGCCUAGAGCCUGGCAAUUGAGCAUUCAUCUGGCAUCUCUGGUAGUGUCAGCUGACAUCAGGACUUCUCUAAGGGCACCCUCUCCUCCUCCAUUCCAUUUAUAAAUAAUUAUAUUGUCUGUUCUGCUUCUCUUUUAGCUAACUUUUCACUUACUUGAAUGAAAAUUUAAGGACAUUGUCUCUAGAGUACUUUGUUUGGUAUCUCUCCUCUUGAGGUAUUUCAAUCAGGUGUGGUUGGGUUUAUAAAAAUAAGCAGCCAAACUUGCCCUCUCAUUUGGGCUUGAUCAGCCAAAGUGCUAUCGUAAAAAUUUGGAGCACCUUGCCUAUGCUGAUGGUUAAAUCAAUCUUUGAGAUUUGGUUGUGGUGCUCAUCUAUGUAUGCCUAUGAUUUCCUUGUGUAUUAGCCUGCUGUCAUAUGUUCUGGUGCUUGUAUAGGCAUACAGUGGCAGAACCUUCUGGCCUUGCUGAAAACUGCUUUUCAAUCGUUUGGUGAUACAGUAGACUGUCAGUUAACACAUUAUCCUUUAACACAUUUUUGCACUAACACAGUUGUAAAACAUGGUGGAGUACAUGUAGGGGUAAAGUGUGGCACAUGCCAGGCUCUUUUCCCUCCAUCUCAUGGUGAGCCUAUGAGCGAGUCCAUUGUCUUACAGGGAGGCAUGAUUUAGCCCCUUUCAGUGGCCAUUGUUCAGAUCUUUGUCAUUGAGGCCAGGGUCCCUCAUGUAGUUUUAUGUCAUGAACUCAGCUUACUCAGAUAAGCUCUGAGUGUUAAAUUUUGACCUAGCUGUAAGAGAAUUGAGUGUGUGGGUGAGUGUGCACAGUAUACAAAAAACCUGCCCCAUGUGAUGCAUUGAUGGGAAAACAAAACUGUGACUGUGGGUAUGGUUUAAAAUAGCAACCGAGGUGUUUUCUUGUAUAAUAUUUCAUGGUUUUAUUGGCUGUUUCUUAUUUGAUAGAAUGGAAGACAUACUACUGAAAUUGUCAUGAUUUUAAUUGGUUUCAGGACCAGAAGUAGCUUGACGUUGAGCUCAAAAUAGCGGAAAUUUUAAAUUUUGGCCAAUUUUCCUGAGGACGGAUAAGGCCCCUUACAAUCCCCAGUCUGUUUUAUGGGAUUUUAGGCUUGAUUUAAUUAUUGGGACACCGUAAAUCAUGACCAUCAUUCCUGGUUUUGUUUUAUUAUCCGAGAAAAGAGUAAGUCUUACGUUUUUGUGUGAUUAAAAAUUCAAAAUGGAAAGCAAGUGUAAUAUAGGAGAGGCCUGAGGAUGUGAUUGAUGAACAGAGACAUUGUUUUAGUACCAAGAAAGUCUACAUUGCUUAUUUUGGACUCUGUUUUUAAAUUGGUAUUUUUUAUUUUGUAUAAAAUUGGCCAAAUUACUGAAUUCUGAUUAUAGGAUAGUCGAAAUAGAACAGAAGGCAUUCUAGUAAAAUACCUAAGGAUUUGGUUGAAUGUAACAAAGGGAUUAACAGAAAAUAGGACUCAAAGUGGGUAAAAUCACUGAUGUAUAAAUUGCGCCAAGAACGCUAACUUUGUGCCUGCGUAAUUUCGUCCAUCAAAUUUCGUACUUUUGGUGUCAUUACCUUCAGAAAAAGAGUCUUCUACUUCAGAAGAAUUUAUUUUUCUUUAAAAAGUAGACACUGAGAGCAAUAUUAAUUUUGAGGGUCUGAGCAGUGAAAGGAUUAAUAACACAACCUCCCUCACCUCAUUUCUCUGUUUGUAUGUGUCCAAUACAAUACCUUGGUCACACGCCUCCAUCAUACUGCUUGCCUUCACCCAUUCCCUGCCGCACACCCAGCAACCUCCAUACAACUCUCCUUCCCCCAUGGCCACAUGCCCUCGAUGCAUACCCAGCAGCCCCUUCCCAUAUGACCUGACUCUAUCAUUCCCUCAUGGCCACACAUCUUCACCCACACCAUUCCAACCAGCAACCUUCACUCACAGAUCCCACUCAUACAAUUCCUCUACAGCUACACACCUUCACUUACACCAUUCCUUCAGUCACAUUCCUCCACUGCCUUAAGACCACACCAUGCCUAGCUCCAUGGCCUCACCCACUCCAUUUUGCCACGACUUCAUGCCUACACCUUACUCAAUCUUUCACUUUAACAUGUUGUCCACACAGCUAAUUGCUUUGUCACCACCCUCAUUACUGCCCACACCACCAACGACACAUUCUCCCACCUAGUCACCCAUCAUCCACACUGCAACUCACACUGGGCCACCAACACAUCACUAUCCCAUAGCUUGAAGCCCACAGAGCUUCACUCCAACAGCCCCUUGCAUGCACUUUAUCCAUGCUUUCAUAGCCCACACUCCCUAAUACAUCAUCCAUACACUUGUCACGUAACCAUCCACCACCCUCAUUACUGCUCACACCACCAACUACACACUCAACUACUCAGUCACUCAUCAUCCACACUAGGCCACUGACUGCCACCAACACUGUCGCCAUCACACUUCAUUUCUAACCUCCAUUACACCCACACCCUUCCACCACCUAGCAUACUCCACCUCCCAUGCCAGCAGUCCCCCAAUCCCCCAUCCCCACACUGAACCACCUUACCCCAAUUGCUCUAGCCCCAGCCCUCACAUUCCAACCACUAUCCCUUGCUUUAUAACCCUCAUACAGUUACAAUGAAUGGGACAACCGAACAAUAAAGCACCUAUGUCUGCUAGCAGAGAUGUGAAUGUGGGAUCUUUUAUUGACACAUCAUAUCAUCGACUUACAAUUACAUUAUUACCAUUUUUUUUUACUAUUUCAAGACCUAAACGCAAUUUGGUUGGCUUUUGGGGGGCUAAGGAACAUAACUUUGUUUUUCCCUUAUGUUCUUAAGUUAAUUUUACUUAAUUUUUUAUUACAUUCAGUUAUCAAGAAUGUAACUACUACUAUAACCAUUGGUUUGUGUGUUAGGAACCUCUUGGGAAACAUUGGUCCACCCAUCUCGCCUGGAAUGUUUCCAGUUGCCAACUGGAGCAGGGCAAGUAGAAAUGGAGGUUGAACUGGGAGAGUAGGUACAGUAUUAGGUAAGGGGUAGGUAUAGUAUAUUUGUGGUAGUCCUUCAGGAUCUGGUAUAAAAAAAAAAAUAUUUUUAGUAGGAUCAGUAUGAUGCUUUAAAACAAUUUUGUCACUUACCAAAGUUGAUACUGGUCAGAGUUAUGUGGCAUUACCAAAAGGAUGGCAUUAGCAGUGUUUUAUGAAGUCUUUAUUAUUGUAGUUGAGUAUUCAAAUCAGUUUAGCCCUUUCAGGGUCCAGAGGCCAAAUUUCAAAGUGCCCAAGAAAAAAAUUUGUUAUUUUUUCUUAUGAAAUGGUAGAGAAUCUUUUUCUGAAGGUAAUAAAACAAAAAGUACGAAAUUUGAUGGAAAAUUGACAAAAUUAUGCUCUCGUGAAUUUUGAUGUGUCAGCGAUAUUUAUGAAUCUGCGAUUUUGCCAACCUUGACUCCCAUUUUAGGCCAAUUACAUUAUUCCAGUCGACCAAAUUCUUAGCUAUUUCACUAGUAUUACUUCUAUCGAUUGAGCACAAUAAAUCACCCUGUCAACUGUUUCAACUACAAAAUAAAGUGAUUGGAAAUUGGUAAUUUGGCCAAUUUAACACAAAGUUCAAAAUAUUCCAAUUUCAAAAUAGGGUCCAGAAUAAACAAUGCAGGUAUUCCUGGCACUAAACUAACAUUUCCUGUUCAUUAGUUACAUUUGAGGCUUUACAAAUAAAUUCCAUUUUGAUUUUUUAUUCACAUAAUGAAUUUUUAUUCAAGCCAAAACAUAGAAGAUUUACUGUUAUGCAAUAUUGUAAUAAUUGUAUAAAUAUCAUCACCACAUUUGUGAAUGUAUAUUAGACCCACCAGCUGGUGUGUAUUAGACGUGUGAGGUCGUUUGUUUACUCUUGAACAUUUGACAAAAAUUUAACAUUUCUGCUACUCUGAGCUCAGUUGCAAGCCAUUUCCAGUGCUAAAACCAAUUAAAAUCAUCUCUAUUACUGUAACAUAGCUUCCAUUCUAUCAAAUGGGACCAAGAAAUCACAAAUACAAGUAUAAAAAACAUAUGAAAAAACACUGCAAAGUCGCUGUUUUAAUCGAAAAUCACGGUCUCAGUUUUUUCUCUCAUUAUACACUGUGUGCUGCAGGAUUUGUUUUAUGUGGUGCACACAUACCACAUAGAUGUAUUCUCUCCUAUCUAGGCUCAAAUUUACCACUCACAGCUUAUCAGAGUGAGCUGAGCUCAUGGCUUAGAUCUACGGUUUGGACCCUGAACGUAAAGCCGUAGAUCUACGGCACGGACCCUGAAAGGGUUAAUAAAAAAAGGACAAGUCUCUGCCACUUAGCGACACUGAUGUGUUUCUUGAAAACCCGUCUUCAAGAGAAUUGCUUGGUCAGAUUUUUUCCCUAGGCAUGUUAUAUGUUCAGAAACGAGUACUAUUGUUCAUACAAAUUUUUCUCCAAUAUAAUUUUAGUUUGCAUCGGUGGUUCAGUAUAUAUACAGAUUAACAGCAUAACUUAGCUCCCUCCCUCCUUCCACAAUAAAAUAGCACAAUAUAAUAAAAGAUAGAAACUUUUUUAUCACUGACCAUCUUCCACCAAGGUAGGGUGACCUGAAAAAGAAGAAAUUCUUUCAUCAUAACUCAUUCAAUUACAUUAAACUCUUGAUAUGAUAGGCUUUUAAAAUACUUAUAGUAAUGGGCAAAAUCAAACAGGUAAAUCUUACUUUUAACCCCCUUUGUUUUAAUGUUUGUUGGGGUAAAUAUAAAUAAAAGCAUUAAAGCAUGGCACAAAAACAUCACCCUGUGGUCUCGGUAAAAGUAAUACUAGCCCAACACCCACACCUCCCUAACAUACAAGCCUAUUUUCUGCAUGGUUAAGAUUUUUUUUGUCCCAGAGCAUAUAUAACCAGUCACUUAAGUCAUUCUGGCAGGGGUUGCUGUGACAUUUGUAAGCAGUCAUAGGUUAAGCAAGUUUGUCUCUUAAUAUAUCAGUUAUUAUUAAUAAGUUAUGUAAAUCAAACUGUACUUGCCUACAUGUAUUCACUUAUAUGUGGUUGCAUAUGUUGAAUUUUAGCUCCUGACCCCCACCUCUCAACAUGCCUUGUAGCCACUUUGUCUUAGUUGUACCUGCUCUUUGUCAAGGUCCCAACCCUUUGGCUGAAAAAAUACUUCCUGCCAUCCAUGUGAGUUUUCAAGUUUCAGCUGUUCUUCUGAGUACUGAUUUCUCACCCCUCAAACAUUCUAUUCCAGUCUACCCUAUCAAUUCCCCAGUAUUUUGUAUGUUGUCGUGUUUCCCUUGGGUCUUCCGUCCUCUGGUGUCGGAUUAAAUUCCAGUACCUCUCCUUAUCUUGUAACGAUUAAUCAUUAUAAUUGUUUCAAAAAGCAAGUGCUAGGAAAGUUAUUUGGAAAUUUGUAUAAAUAUUGUGCAUUACUAACAUGAUGUGCAUCUGUUGUAUAGGUUGUUUGUCUUUUGAGUAUUUCAUUUAUUGAUGAUUCUGUCUAGAGACUGGCUCUGAAUUUUAACACCUCAUUUGUUAUGGUAAACCUCUCUUGCUUUGAAAGAAUUUACUUGAAAGCCCUUUUCUAGGAAUGUCAUUGCAAUCUAGGGAGUGCUGUACGUUAAUCUAGGGAGUGCUGUACGUUAAAUGGUGUGGAGUGAGAAUGUUUUGAACUUUCCUUAUAAAUUAGGAUAUCUUAGGGAUGGAUUCAUGAUUCUUGAGAUAGAGAGUAUCAGAGAAGGUAUAUAUGAAAUUUAAAAUAAGUAGGUUAGAUAAAAUUUCCUACCCUCUUCCUCCUGCAUGUUGUCAUAAAGAAAGUGCAUGUUGCUAGCAUGAGCCUAGUAACCAAGACGAUAAUGCUCUGUACUGGCUUGGCCUUGAAUUUAUAUAUACUUAGUUAUAAGGUGUACAUUCUUCAACCAUUGUUUGACUGUUAGAUUGUGUAUCACUGUAUGGGUGCCUCUUUACUUACUAGUUGGCAGCUUAUGGUAGAGCAGUUAGUUCUAGUAAUAGUUUCUAAUCUACAAUUGUGUCACUUAGGUUUUUGGAUUGUAAGUUGGCAGUAAAAACAUUUACUUAUUCUGAAUUGCAUCGUGUGAUCUGCAUGUUACCAAUAGUUUUAAUUUUAUAAGCUAAAUUCGUAAUUGACGCUGUGAAAAGCCAGAUAAAUUAAUUAAAAAAUUUGGCUGAAUACGGUGAUGAGAUUUUAUAAAUACUUGUGAUAUGUCAUUUAACUUGACCCGGUGUUUAUGAAGAGGUGAGCAGAAUAAUGAAGGGUAGUGGCCCAGUAUUUUUCACAAAACGCAUCUCUUAAUUUCUGUGUUAAAUAUCCCAGUGUUUACUAAAAGUAUCAUAAUAUAUAUCUGUGACCUUGAUUCAAGGACACAGCUAUGUAAGGAUUGACAGUUUUUAAGAUGCUCUUCAUGAGUCACUGAGAGGGUCAUCACAUAAUUAAGACCUGUGUCCGGUGAUUUGUCUCUGACAAACAAACAAACAACAAAAAGGAAUUAAACUUAUGUUACCAAAAUAUCUAGUAAUGAGAAGAUUAAGAUAUUAGACUUAAGUCAGUUAUAAAUGUAAUCAAUGCAGUUUGAAUUAGGUUUUUGUGAUCAGUGUUUCCAAGUGAAUACAGGAUAUUUUAUUUUUGUUGUGUAAUGUUAUUCACAACUACACCUGUUUAAAAAGUACAAACAUAUAGCAAGAUUGAUGUCAAGCUGUGGCACAGUAUUUACAUAUCUGCCACCUCCCACCCCAUACCCCAUGGUACAUAUUUGCAUGGCAGGUCAUGCUUUUUUCAUUUAUUUUUCCAUGAUUGUGGUUUAUUUAAAUUGUACUUGACACAAUAUCCCUUACAUUUCACUGUUUGAUUAUAUGGUAUUUCAGUAAUAUUGUAAGUUAUUUCCUGUUUUAUUUGAAUCUGUUAUUUUUUGUGGGGAGGGGGGGAAUGGAAUGCACAUACUCAAAUGUGCAUAUAUAUUUUUACUCUUGUAGGUUUAAAUUCUUCAUUUAUUUGGUAUUUCUUAAAGAUUACAAAACUAAUUAAGGUAAAGCUAUACGACUAGCCUUCAGACUCGUAUAUGUGCUUUAAUGUCAUUCCAUUUUAGCUAAGGCUUAAGAUGCUUUGGCUUAUAUCCUCUGGUAUUGGUUCUCAGUACACUAACACCACUUCAUCUUUUGCAUUAUUUACCAUACACACUGAAUAAUUUUUUUAUAUGUGAAUAUAAUGUUGUUGACCUUAAAUUUGCAGGCCAAGAACUAUAGCCACAUAAACAGAUUAUUGACUAAUUUCAAAAUUUGUUUCUCAAAGAUUUUGUAACAUUGUUGUAACAUAAUUUUAUUAUCCUAGGAACAGAUUUUUCCUAGUAGUCUUACUAAUGCAAAUUAUUAUUGUAACAGCCAAUGUCAUUUCAAUAUUUUGCAUUUUUAUUUGUAAGUAACAUGCUAAGCAAGCCUAACAAAAGUGCAAACUUAGCCCAGUAUCUUUUGAGGUUGCCUUAAAUUAGUGCACAUGUGUACAAUAGUUUUGGAAAGAUACUGUUAUUAGAUUCAAAGCAAGUGCAUAGGUAGCACAAGAUUUGUCUUAUAUAAUGUAAUUGUUGAAUGAUGAAGAUGUAGUUGAUUGUGGGGAAAGUAAGUUUUCAUAUUUUUAUAAGAAUGCAUGAUGUAGUAAAACACCCUUUUACAUAGACUGUAUACAGUACAUUUAAAAGCACAGUUAUAUGGAAAGUUUCUCCUGAACAUGUAAUAGCACAAACUGGAAACUUUUCGUGAUUUUUGCUCCAGAUAACCAUUAUGGUUUCUUCUAGCAUUUUAAGUUUUGUUUUAUAGGCAUUUAAUAGUUGUAGGCAGUUGUACAUUUGUUUAUAGAUAUAACAGUUGUUAUAUUAUGUUUACGGAAGACGUGGUGCAGUUACCAUUUGGCUGCCUCUGUUCACCUAAGAUAAAUUAAGUUACCAUUGUCUCUAGCUGCAUGGAAGAGCAUCUCUACCAAGUAUUACAUAUUUCUGUUUAUGUGUCAUUCAGAUUUCUUUUCAGUAACUGUAUUAUAACAUUUGUGAAUCAUUUAAAGUGUCAACUUCAGUAUAUGUUUCAGAAAUUAAUUUAUAGAAAAGUUAAAUUAAUUUGGUUGUAUUUAAAAGGGACUUCAGAAUACGGCAUACAGUAGGCACAGUCAGAAACAAAUUGCUGUAUUGUAUGUCAAGAAAGAAAUUUUGUAAUACUAGAAAGUUGCAUCAAAUUCCAGGUGUAUUGGGUCUAUAUUUGUGUACAUUUAUCAUGUGCCUUACCUGAUGACAGUGUGCUCACAGUUGAAUUGUGUUGGCUUUGGUGAGUGUCUUAAAAUUUGUGAUAAUGUGUUCGAAUUUUACUGUGACAAAAGUGAGUAUGCCUAGUUAGUGGUUUAUAAUGAAAAUUAAAUUUAAAAUGUUUGUACUGUAUUACUGAUGCAUAAUUCUUUUGUUAAAAUCAUGUGGAAACAUUAAGAUUCUUAAUACUGUAAGCAAGGCAAAUUAAAAGCUCAGUUAUUCAUCACAGAAAUCUUCGAUGACUCAUAGAAUGAAUCUCAUUAUGUAUUAAUUUUUUUAAGAAAUACUAACAAUUCA
Messenger RNA from Cherax quadricarinatus, 16929 nucleotides. The record is from RefSeq and is a predicted model, not a curated record. Lineage: Eukaryota; Metazoa; Arthropoda; Malacostraca; Decapoda; Parastacidae.